Neurospora tetraspora is the source of this 2862-nucleotide messenger RNA. RefSeq lists its product as uncharacterized. The record is from RefSeq and is a predicted model, not a curated record. The transcript has a single exon. Gene Ontology annotation, molecular function: zinc ion binding; calcium ion binding. Lineage: Eukaryota; Fungi; Ascomycota; Sordariomycetes; Sordariales; Sordariaceae. Bases 1 to 2862 code for a protein of 953 amino acids.
AUGGAACACCCAAGUGCCGCAGCCUCGACGCUGACCAGGCACCGGAUCGGCGUCGCCCUAUUCUCCUGUGCUGCCGCCGCCUCCCUGGGCUAUUUCUGCUACCGCAUCUACAACCCGUCUCUCCCCGAACCUGACUCGUCCCGUCGUGUCCGCCGAAGCAAUGCCGUCCGUCACCGUAGACGUUCUGCCCCCAACCUCCACCGCGACCGCGACCCCGACCGCCGCCGCUCCGAUGUUUCUCAAGACUCCGCUACCGCUCGUGCCGCAGAAGGCAACCCUGAUGACCCCAACACGAACGCCGAACCCGCCGAUGCCCAGACUGUUGCCGACGACCAGGCCCUACAGAUUGCUGAUGACGACUGGUGGAACGACAACGGCCCCGGAGACGGGUACGCCAAUCACCGCGCCGGCCAGAAUAUCGUCAACCUCCUGUUUCGCGUUUCCGAGGACAAUGCCAGGCGCAGCUCCUACGUUCACCGUGGCUGCCAGUGCAACGCUUGCGGAAUAGUGCCCAUCCGUGGCAUUCGAUACCGCUGCGCCAACUGUGCCGACUUCGACCUCUGCGAGACUUGCGAAUCCCAAGACCUCCACAUCAAGACACACGUGUUCUACAAGAUCAAGGUUCCCGCCCCGAGAUUGGGUCCCCGACAGCUCCAGCCUGUAUGGUACCCCGGAAAUCCCGACAACUGCGUGCGAGUGCUUAAUAGGGCGGCCAUCGCGAAGCUGUCUCGGUCGACUGGCUUGGAGCGUCCCGAACUAGAAGCCUUGUGGGAGCAAUGGACAUUCUUGGCAAACACCGAGUGGAAGGAGGACCCAGACGGCCUCAACCUGGCCAUGGAUCGCAAGACCUUUGAGCGCACCCUGGUGCCUUCUGGUUCGAACCGUCAUAAUGCCCCAAAUCUCCUAUACGACCGCAUGUUCGCCUUCUACGACACCAACAACGAUGAUCUGAUCGGCUUCUCCGAGUUCCUGCAUGCCACCACUUACCGCAAAAGCAAGCACAGGCUUCGCCGCAUCUUCAAUGGCUACGAUAUUGACGGAGAUGGUUAUGUGGACCGCCGUGACUUUCUACGUUUGUUCCGCGCCUAUUACGUGCUGUUUAAGGAGAUGCACAAGGACAUGCUGGAAGGCCUCGACGAUCAGGUCAUGAGCUCUAACGAAGUCAAGCAGCUGAUUUCUAGUAGACAUCCUGUGAGCAGCUUCUUUGGACGUGAAGGUGCUAUCCCUAGAUCGGAUAGUGAUCGGCCCAUGUAUGGAAAGGUUUUUACCAGUAACGGUAAUGUGCGAAUCAUGGACGGACGCACCAGCGUUGUCAAUGAGGACAAACCCGACACAGCUGAUCGUGACGCCGUGCUCGAGAGCAUCUUUCAGCAGGAAAAUCGUGAUAGCGAAUCCCUUUUUGCGGCUAUCCUGGAGGAAUACAACAACCAGGAGGCUAAUGGAAUGCCCAGAGAGUCCCUGCGCUACUUUGCUGCCUUGCUGAACCCACCUGCCCGCAUUGAGGACCUACCAUCGUUGCUUACUGGUCGACGACGGGAAGGCGACGAUCUCCUCUUUGUUACCGACCCCGACGAAGAUCAUGACGGGACGAGCGAGGAAGAGGAUGGACACCGCGACCGUGCCAGAGCCCAACAGGACGACUCAGACCCGAACAUCAUUCGUGGUGAGGGAUUUGUCAUGAGGAUGACCGACGACGCCGAUGCCCGCUACCGCCGAUACGUCCGCGCUGAGAGGAACGUGCGCAAAAGGCUCAUUGAACGCUACCGGAGACGACAAUUCUACCUGGAUGAGGAAGAGGGCGCAUUGCCUCCGGGCUAUUGGGACCCAGAACAAGACAUUUUGGCCAACCUGAAUGGAGUGGGUGAGAGUUCCAAACCGGUUUCCCCGCGCUCGCCAUCAUCCCCAAAAGUUCGGUUUGCCGAGGACGGGGACGACUAUGACACUCGAUCCAACCCUUCCACAUCCUCGCGAAGCAUCCCUGAGCGUUGGGGAGGUAUGGAGAUCCCCGGCGCCGAAAGAGACGCUGGCAAGGAGGUCUUCUACCAGGUUAUCCAGCAAUCCUUCAACGAGCUUCUCGAUAGGCUCUUCAAGUUCAAGGAGGACAUAGCGAUUCGGUGUGCCGAAACCAAGGCUGUCCGCGACAAGUACCGCCCAUUGCUCGAGUCUAUCGAGAAAGGCGUGGUGCAACAUGCCGACGGCGGCAUGAUCCAGAAGGCUGCCGAGGAGAUGCUGUUUUUCCGUCCGUCAGAAGAUAUCAAUGACCGGGACGGCGACAAGCCCAUCUCCGAGCAGAGUUUGCAGGAGCUUUUGGCGGCUAGUGGCUAUAGUGUCGACGAGACCUCUCAAGCUGAAGCUGAGCCCACAGAAGAACCACAACACGAUGCUGACAAUCAAGAGCCCUCCAACGGCGCUGAAACUGUCGAGGCGGCGGAAGAGAUGCAUCACAACGAACCGAGUGCUUCCACUUACUGCGAUCCGACACUGCCUCAGUUUCGACCCAACUCCAUGUCUGAAACUGUGCCUCGUACCUCGGUCACUGGAGAAACUCAAGACCACCCUUCACCCAAGGGAAGGGCCAACGAGGCUGAUGCCGCCGCUAUCCCAUCUGCAUCCUCCAGCACAACUACGGCAGAAGGCAACCACGACGCAAGCCAAGAACCGCAAGAUCCAUCAAACAUUCCAAUCAAUACUCUUGUUCAGUGGCGUUUCCUCGACCUAGCCGAAAAGGAGGCCAAGGAGCGUGGCGGCUGGGGCAGACUCAACUACGAAGAAUUUGAAAUUGUCUGGAAGCUGGAAGAGGAACAUGGCAACCGUCUCGACUACCUCGGCACAUGGAUUGACUUCUGCAUUCCAUAUCACUAG